This is a messenger RNA of Corticium candelabrum, 2745 nucleotides long. Its product is annotated as diacylglycerol O-acyltransferase 1-like. NCBI's taxonomy places the organism in Eukaryota, Metazoa, Porifera, Homoscleromorpha, Homosclerophorida, Plakinidae. Gene Ontology annotation, molecular function: diacylglycerol O-acyltransferase activity. The transcript is spliced from 15 exons. Gene Ontology annotation, biological process: triglyceride biosynthetic process. Gene Ontology annotation, cellular component: endoplasmic reticulum membrane. Bases 1444 to 2544 code for a protein of 366 amino acids. The record is from RefSeq and is a predicted model, not a curated record.
CGGUGCUGUAAUGAUUGUAGACAUAGACACACUCUGUUGUGAGUGACAUCGUAUUACAGUCUGUGAUAUUAUUUGUGACUGCUAGAUUCUAAAGUCAUUGAACAAGUAUCAUUUGCAAAUUCUCAAUAGUUUAGGAUGUUACACAGUAAAGUGCUUUUAAAUGGAACAUUACUUUUACUAAUUGAUUAAAGUAAGUUAUGUGAUAAUAUAUUUUAAUUAGUUAAAAUAUACAGCUACAAUACUCUAAUUUAGCAGCUAAGUGAACAACACAAGCAAGGUGGAGUUGCAAACUACACAAACUAAAGACAUUAAACAUAUCAGGCGAAGAAGUAAAAUAGAUAGCAGUAACAAUCGGGUUUUACUAGUAGCCAGAGUUUGAAGUUUGUAUAUGACGUUAUAAUUCUCCUUGUUUGGUUAUUUAUUGACUGCCACAGUUUAUCUGUUUAUAAUAGCUAAUUAUGGGGUUGAUGUGUGUAACAUGUAUGCGCACAUGUCAUGCGUAUACAGUGUAAUUAUGUAGACAUCUUGACUGAUUUUAUUCUUGUUUUAGGUUUUAACAACUUUUCGUGUUGCUUUGGACAAUCUCAUCAAGUACAAAACAUUGCCAAUUGCAGUAGCAGCUGUUGUAUAUUCUAGUGAUAGUCAGAUGAUGAUAUGCAACUUAAACAUAUCUUAAUUAAUACUUUAGUAAUUUUGUUGUCAAUGUUGUGCUUUACGUACAUGUGUAAAGUAGCUAGUUUAUGUUUUCACUGAGGUAAAUGCUUACAGAACUAAAUCUAACCAUUGCAAGCAUAUAGAAUUGUUUGGUUCGGGUUAUUUUCACAUACACUAUUCUGUAGAUGAAGUAUACUUGGUCUGAACUAUGGUAGUGUAAACUGGACAAAAAUAAAGCAGAUAGAAACAAAUGUAUAACAGUAACUGGUAAUUAAGGUAGUUGUUUACUAUAGUUAGUCACAGGCAUUGACAUUUAAUGUUGGCUUUUAUAUAUUCUGCAUGAAAUGAAGAUGAUCAAAGUGUAUAGUAUGUUUUGUGUUUUUUAUUUUCUAUUGAAUACACCAUGGAAUUGAUGAUUGCUUUGGUCUUUACUUAUUGACUUGAUUAAGAAAAAUUCAUACAUUUACACACUACAUAUGCAUCACUGAAUCCACUGUUUUGUGAUCCUUUUAUCAACAACAGUGUUUGUAGGAAUUUUAUGUAACAACAAAUACUUUAGCAUCUCACUGAUUAAUUUUCUCUCUUUCUUGUCAAAUACAAUGUUCUUAGGCUGGCUGAUUAUCUGUUAUUAGGUUCUAUGCAGUGUAUGCACUAUACAGAGAAUUACAACUACAUUGUACUAUAGAAAUUGUGUUGGUUUUUGCCAUUAGGUACAGCAGAUGGAAGGAAAUUUGUACUGUGACUUAUUAGUAGUUUGUGUUAGGAUAUGGAGUUUUGGUCAAUCCUAUUAUGUGGUUCGAAAUAGUUGUUGGUGAUCCUGAUCGUUGGCCUUGCACUGUCCUUAUUCUUACUUUGAACAUCUACAUCUUGGGAGCACUGCUAGUAGAGAAGACAGUAGUAAAGAGAGCAAUUUCUGAGGCUGUUGUUUUCUGGGUAUACUUUGUUAUUUUGGCAUCAGUUCUUGUGGUUCCAACAGCUACAGUUGUGGUUGUUGCUCCUAAUCCAGUUGCUGCAGCAUUUGCACUUUCAUUGCACACUAUUACUUUCCUCAAGCUGUUUUCAUACAUGGUUGUUAAUCGCGAUCUUCGCAAACAGAAGAAACAAGGUCAUGAUGUUGGUGAAACACAGGCCAAACAAGACAAAGACAACAUUGCCAUUUAUCCUGAAAAUUCGAAUGUGAAAGAUAUUUACUAUUUCAUGUUUGCUCCUACUCUUUGUUAUGAGCUUAACUUUCCACGGAACAAGAGGAUCAGAAGACGAUAUCUGUUAAAGAGAUUAGGAGAAGUGAUCAUUUUCUCAAGUAUGCUACUUGCUUUAGGGCAGCAGUGGCUUGUUCCAACCAUACAAAACUCUAUGCAACCAUUUAAGGAGUUGAAUUACUCUCGAGCUGUUGAACGUGUCCUGAAGUUGGCUGUACCUAAUCACUUUUUGUGGUUGAUGUUCUUCUAUGUCUUCUUUCACUCGUUUCUGAACUUAAUUGGUGAAGUUCUCAGAUUCGCAGACAGGGGGUUCUACAGUGAUUGGUGGAAUGCUGAAACAAUUCCAGAAUUCUGGUCGGAGUGGAAUAUUCCAGCUCACAAGUGGGCUAGACGACAUGUCUUCAAGCCAAUGCUUCACGCUGGAUUCUCCAAGUUGCAAGCUGCCACUGUGGUAUUCUUCAUAUCAGCCUUCUUUCACGAAUUUCUGGUGAGUGUUCCACUACGGAUGCUUCGAGCAUGGGCCUUUGUUGGAAUGAUAUCACAGAUUCCUUUGGCGUAUGCUACAUCCAGGCUAUUGAAAGGCUAUUUGGGGAACAUAGUUGUUUGGUUAUCUCUCAUUCUAGGACAGCCUAUAGCUGUUCUAAUGUACUUCCAUGACUACUACAUUAUACACUCAUCACCCUCUUCAUAACAUGGGGGUUCUUACAGAAGAAUUGUUUGCGUUAAUUGCUUCUCCAGAGGAAGCCUACUGAUUGAAUUAGCUGUUCAUAGCAUCUAUAAUUUCACAACUGUUGAACAAUAUGAUCCAUAAUUUAUAUAUAGAUGAUAACAAUGUUUCUACAUUACAACAGGACAUGACUUUAAGAGUGCAGUAAGAUGUGUAUAGCAUGUG